UCUCUCUGUAACGUUGCUAUUCUCUUUCCUUCUCACCCUCCCGUCAUGGUGUUCCGUUCCUGGUUCUCCCGCUUCAGUCCCUCCUCUAAGCACAUCGCUCGCGCACUCUUCGCCACCGGCGCUCGCGAACGGUGCUCUUAUUCUGCUGAGACCUUAGCUCCGAAGCGGAGCGAUCGUCGCUUCCCCUGGCUCGCCGUGGCGGUUGCGCUGCCAUCUGGAGCUGCUGCAUUCGACUUCCUCCAUCGGGAUCCUUCUCUGUGCGAUUCGUCUCAGGAGUUGCAUCGCAUCGAAAGGACAGGAAGUAGCGGGUUGGUGGUCCAAGGACGUCAUAGGCGUGCGCCGCAGGAGCUCAUUGACGAACUGAAGUCUAUCUGUGAUGACAAUCUAACUUUUGAUUACGAGGAACGGUGUUUUCAUGGAAAACCCCAGAGCAGUUUUCAUAGAGCAGUCAACAUUCCUGACGUAGUUGUCUACCCAAGGUCUGAAAGGGAGGUUUCAGAGAUUGUUAAAGCUUGUAGCAAGCACAAGGUUCCUAUUGUACCAUAUGGUGGUGCCACAUCACUUGAAGGCCAUAUUUUAUCCCCAUGUGGAGGUGUUUGCAUUGACAUGGCACUGAUGAAGAAAAUCAAAGUGUUACAUGUUAAGGACAUGGAUGUUGUUGUUGAGCCUGGUAUUGGGUGGAUGGAACUGAACGAGUAUUUGAAGCCUUAUGGGCUUUUCUUCCCACUUGAUCCAGGCCCGGGUGCUUCAAUUGGAGGCAUGUGUGCUACACGUUGUUCUGGUUCUUUGGCAGUGAGGUAUGGGACAAUGCGAGAUAAUGUCAUAAGCCUUCAGCAGGUUGUUCUGGCAGAUGGUGGCAUUGUCAAAACUGCUUCACGUGCUCGGAAGAGUUCUGCAGGCUACGACUUAACUAGAUUGCUGAUUGGAAGUGAAGGCACCUUGGGUGUCAUUACAGAGGUGACUCUGCGACUGCAGAAGCUCCCUGAACAUUCUGUGGUUGCAAUGUGCCAGUUUCCAACAAUUAAGGAUGCAGCUGAUGUUGCUAUUGCCACCAUGCUAUCAGGAAUCCAGGUCUCAAGGGUGGAACUCUUGGAUGAAGUUCAGGUUAAGGCAAUCAAUUUGGGGAAUGGAAAAAAUUUACCAGAAGUCCCCACGUUAAUGUUUGAAUUUGUAGGCACUGAGGCAAACGCACGUGAGCAGACAUUGUUAGUCCAGAAGAUUGUUGGGGAGCACAAUGGCUCUGAUUUUGUUUAUGUGGAGGAUCCAGAGGCCAAGUCAGAACUUUGGAGGAUAAGGAAAGAGGCACUUUGGGCAUGCUUGGCAAUGAAACCUGAUUAUGAAGCAAUGAUAACGGAUGUGUGUGUUCCUUUAUCACGCCUUGCCGAAUGCAUUUCAAAAUCGAAAAUUGAACUUGAUGCUUCACCACUGGUCUGCACGGUGAUUGCCCAUGCAGGUGAUGGGAAUUUUCAUACAUUUAUCUUGUUUGAUCCAAACAAUGAGGAGCACCUUCGGGAAGCUGAAAGAUUGAACCAUUUUAUGGUUGACACUGCUUUAUCUAUGGAAGGGACCUGUACAGGAGAACAUGGUGUUGGUUCUGGUAAAAUGAAGUAUCUAGAGAAGGAGCUGGGCAUCCAAGCGCUGAGGACCAUGAAAAAAAUAAAGACUGCUUUGGAUCCGAAUGACAUCAUGAACCCAGGAAAGCUCAUUCCUCCACACGUUUGUUUUUAACAAGCCAUUUUUGCAUACAAUAUCGUUUUUUCUCCUUUCUUUCCCAUUUGCAAGUUGUUGUUAGGCAGUCCUACCAGAUAAACUCCAAGAAGGUCCCCUGCGUAUUAAGCUCUUGAUCUUCUUCAACUUGAUGGACUGAAGUCCAAUGCAAGCCUGGUGGAGAGAGCUCUUAUUUUAUUGGCAUAUCCUGUUGUGUUAUUGUAUUUGCAAAAUAAAUACUCUUGUACGGACAUAUAUUCUCACAAAAUAAUUUGCAUAAUUGCUAGGCAAUCUAAAUCCUUU
This is a messenger RNA of Nymphaea colorata (pocket water lily), 2010 nucleotides long. Its product is annotated as D-lactate dehydrogenase [cytochrome], mitochondrial-like. Gene Ontology annotation, cellular component: mitochondrion. The coding region runs from base 46 to 1728 and encodes 560 amino acids. Gene Ontology annotation, biological process: lactate catabolic process. The record is from RefSeq and is a predicted model, not a curated record. NCBI's taxonomy places the organism in Eukaryota, Viridiplantae, Streptophyta, Magnoliopsida, Nymphaeales, Nymphaeaceae. The transcript has 18 exons. Gene Ontology annotation, molecular function: D-lactate dehydrogenase (cytochrome) activity; D-lactate dehydrogenase (NAD+) activity; FAD binding.